Messenger RNA from Anopheles darlingi, 854 nucleotides. It is a transcript of the gene Lipt2, whose product is annotated as putative lipoyltransferase 2, mitochondrial. Gene Ontology annotation, molecular function: lipoyl(octanoyl) transferase activity. Gene Ontology annotation, cellular component: mitochondrion. NCBI's taxonomy places the organism in Eukaryota, Metazoa, Arthropoda, Insecta, Diptera, Culicidae. The transcript has a single exon. The record is from RefSeq and is a predicted model, not a curated record. Bases 120 to 854 code for a protein of 244 amino acids. Gene Ontology annotation, biological process: protein lipoylation.
UGAACAAUUAGAGUGGGAAUUUUUAAGUUUUAAGCAACAACCACAGUGCGAAAGAUCCCCAGAAAGACCGCGCUGAAUCCACGAAAAGGGAUUCAGUUUCCCACCAAAAUCCGCAGAAAAUGGCAUCACGAUUGGUGCAGGUGCUGCACGCCGGAAAACUCAGCUACCGGCAGGGUCUCCGGUUGCAGACGGCCGUGGUGAACCGGGUGCGAGACCACAAUCCACACGUACUGAUACUCACCGAGCACGAGCCGGUUUACACGAUCGGAAUCCGGACGCGGGACUAUAGCGAGGAAGAGGAACACCGUCUGCUAGCGGUAGGGGCCGAUUUCGUCCGCACCAACCGGGGAGGCUUGAUAACGUUUCACGGACCGGGCCAGCUCGUGGCGUAUCCCGUCCUCAAUUUGCGCCACUUCCAACCGAGCGUCCGGUGGUACGUGUGCCACCUGGAACGGACCAUUAUCGAGCUGUGUCGUCGGUUUGGUCUGAAGGAUGCCCAAACGACACCGGAUACGGGAGUGUGGAUCGGGGAUCGCAAGAUCUGCGCCAUGGGGAUACACGUCAGCCGGUACAUUACGUCCCACGGUCUGGCACUUAACUGUGACAACGACCUCAGCUGGUUCCGGCAUAUCGUACCGUGCGGAUUGGCCGGCAAAGGUGUGACUUCGCUCGCGCAACAGCUUGCGGAAAGGUCAAUCGAUCCGCGGACGGUGGAAGGCUCUCUGACGACCGACAGUGUUACCCCGCAUUUUCUGCGAUGCUUCAGCGAUACCUUCGAGUGUGAACUUACGACGUUGGAAGAUCCGGUACAACGGCUGCUGCUGGAAGAAUCUCGACAUGAAGCGAAAGGAUGA